Betta splendens (Siamese fighting fish) is the source of this 4252-nucleotide messenger RNA. It is a transcript of the gene kcnk5a, whose product is annotated as potassium channel, subfamily K, member 5a. The record is from RefSeq and is a predicted model, not a curated record. Gene Ontology annotation, molecular function: potassium ion leak channel activity. Gene Ontology annotation, cellular component: membrane. The transcript has 5 exons. Gene Ontology annotation, biological process: potassium ion transmembrane transport; stabilization of membrane potential. NCBI's taxonomy places the organism in Eukaryota, Metazoa, Chordata, Actinopteri, Anabantiformes, Osphronemidae. The coding region runs from base 269 to 1840 and encodes 523 amino acids.
GAUUUCUUUGCUUGUGCACGUGGAGGCGACUCAGCUCGCGCCGGCUGUCCCGCGCGCGCUCACCCCCGCUUCGUGACGACUUUUCCUUUUUACUGUUAUGCCUCGAGCCCAGUCCUGUCACCUGCGGCGCGUUCCUUUUAGUCUCCAGAGGGGAAUCGUAGAAGAAGAAUGAGUCCCGCAUAACUCCGAGUGUUGUUGUUGUCUGCCCCCUCCUUUCACUCUUUUUCCCCUCUCCCGGGCUUUCACUGUUGACUCAUUGUGUAUAAGAAUGGUAGAUAAAGGCCCUUUGUUGACGUCUGCCAUUAUUUUUUACCUGUCCAUUGGGGCAGCAAUUUUUCAAGUCCUGGAGGAGCCUAAUUGGGAGCUGGCUGCAAAGCAGUACAGUGCACAGAAGGACAAAAUACUGGAGGACUAUCCCUGUCUGACGAAGGAUGACCUGGACAGAAUCCUGGAGGUGGUAUCUGACGCUGCAGGCCAAGGGGUCACAAUAACUGGCAGUAAGACGUUUAACAACUGGAACUGGCCAAAUGCUGUGAUCUUUGCAGCAACAGUUAUCACUACUAUCGGGUAUGGGAAUAUUGCUCCCAAAACAUCAGCAGGCCGUGUAUUUUGCAUCUUUUAUGGACUGUUUGGUGUGCCUUUGUGUCUUACCUGGAUCAGUGAGCUGGGAAAGUUCUUUGGUGGCAGAGCCAAGCACCUAGGCCAGUAUCUAACCAGGAAAGGAUUUUCACUGAGAAAGGCUCAGUUCACCUGCACGGCUAUAUUUCUCCUUUGGGGUGUGCUGGUCCAUUUAGUCCUUCCACCUUUUGUAUUUAUGUCCCAGGAGGGUUGGACAUACAUUGAAGGAUUGUACUUCUCAUUUGUAACGUUGACCACCAUUGGCUUUGGAGAUUUAGUAGCAGGCGUGGAACCGAACAAAGAAUAUCCAACUUUGUACCGAUACUUUGUGGAAGUGUGGAUAUAUCUGGGAUUGGCCUGGCUUUCCUUGUUCUUCAAUUGGAAAGUGCGGAUGGUGAUCGAGGCUCACAAGGCACUAAAGAAACGUCGCAAGCUGCGCAAACUGUCUCUCGAAGAGCUACAGCAGUACAAAGGCUCUCACAAAGCCCCCCUUCCUUUGUCACCCACUCCUAAUGAUGUCAACAUCUUCAGCUUCCUGUCCAAGAGGCAGGAAGGAUACAAUGACUUGAUCAAGCAGAUCGGCAAAAAAGAUGGUGUUAACAACAGUGCAGUCACCACCAUUAAUACUUCAAAAGAAUUUAGUCGUUCUCGGAGUUGCAAUGAUGCUCCUAUGUUUAAUGGCCACACCAUUCUCAGCCUGGACCGUUCACCACGCCACAAGAGACGCUAUAGUUUUAGUGACCGUGUCACUGUGGCUUUUUCAAAGUCCAAGAACUACCUCCUUGGCUCAGACAAUGGCUUACUGCUAACAGAAGAUCACAUUGAGGGUGACCUAGAACAGGACCAAAUGUACGAGAACCAACUUGACAAAGAUGCCGGCCUCGAAAACAGAGGAGUGGGAGAUUGUGGACUAAGUGGUCAAAGGGCAUGGGACCCCAAAGACUACCAUCCCCUGACAUUCCAAAAUGCAAACAUUACUUUUAUUGAUGAGGAGAACUUCCUGAACAACAAUUUGGAGGAAGAGGAGGAUGACAAUGAUGACGAUUCGAAAGCAAAGCUGUCUAUUACCACAUGUGACGAAAACAUUGAAACAAACUCAUCAAAAGAGGAGCAAUGUUCAGAAUCUGAGGAGUCGGUGUUCACUAGUGACGAUUCAGAAAACAGCCACUCUUAUGAGAAACUGGUAGAGGAGUAUGCAAAGGAAGAAAAUACAGAGCCUUGAUGAGUAUUUAGUAAUUAAUUAUGUAUAGCCACAACAGUCCUGACUUUUGACUGGAUAAUUAAAUAAUACUGUAUACCAAACACGCUGCAAUAUACAGUAUACUGUUCAUAAUAUACAGUUAUGCAUUUAAAUAUGCGUUUUUAAAAGCUACCCAAUGUUUUAUUGCACUGUGGGCAUAUAAUCUGAAAUUUGUUUUAUUCGAAAUUUUGCUUCGUCUUACAAAUUCUUUGCAAAUAUGGACUACAGAUCAUCAUACGUGAACCUAUGAGUAUUUAACAGCUGCUCUAUUUAGAAACGUGCACCAUGUUUUUAUUGUCAUGUGAGGCAAGAACAGUUUUGAAUUUUUCUGCUGAACAAGUUUUAUAAGAAGUUAUGUGGAGAUAUAUUUGUUUUCCUUUAGUUUCUUAAAAUAAUUUUCACCAUAUUGGUGCUUUUUUCUAGUAUUUAUUAACAUUAAAAUCUUUUUUUAUUCUAUAGUUAGAACAUAUUGAUGUCUCCUGUUGCACAAUACCACUUAAUGAGAAGAGUUCAAAGUCCCUUCUAGUGCAGAUUGUCUCUGUAAAACCUGAGCCAACAUGAAGGGAUUGUGGGCCAGUUGAUUUUUUUGUUAUUUUUUGUUUCUUGUAUCAAGCCCUUGAUGAGAUUGUAUUUAUUUUGACUGCAUACUACAGAAUUGUGACUGAACUAGAGGUGAAAUAUGCAGAUAUGCACAGGUAACAUCUGUGAGCCUUAGAACCAACUGGGAGUAGUACUGGAAAGGAAAAUGUUGUUUUCUGUAAAUAUCUUAUUAAUGAAAGUUCUGCUCCAAGGUUUCAUUUUUUAACUGCCGUACAAAAACAGCAUUGAAAUUGAUCCUCUCUUUGUGACACAGCAAACAUCUGUCAGAAAUGACUAAAUCCAAAAAACAUGCUGGGUUUGCUAUAGUAACGUUAUACAGUAUUUUGCCGUUGUGUUUUGCUGAGACGGUUCAUUGUUGAAUCUAUUGCUUCUAGGCCAGCUACCAGGGCAGCACAUACUGGUAAUGAAACCCUUAAAGCAACAAUGAUCUUAAUUUGUGUCUCUUCAGCACUCUCUUGUUUCAUUGUAUUUACCAAGUAAACAUUGGCCAGAAGCCCAUCAGUAGUUUCAAACACAGCCCCAGCUCAUGACAUGGCCUUGCUGCUUGUGUUUGUCUUCAGGGGCUCGCACUGGCAUGAUUACGACUUGUGACAGGCAGCCAAGGUUAACUUCUAACAGAUCAAUAUUCUCUUGACGUAUGAUUUAGUCAUUCGACAAGGGCGGUCUUGGUGCUUUUGUGCAAUUUACUGUCCCUUCAUGUAAACAAUGUAUUUUUUAGUGGAACUAAAUUGACUGUCCACUGCCUUCUUGUUAAUUCACUGCCAUUUGCACAUUAGUUGAGCACACAAACCAAAACUAUAAUUUGUUUGUUUAUAAAAGCUGAGAUUUAAUAUCUCGCACAGUUAAUUUGAACAGAGAUAUCAGCAACACAGUGCUGCUGCUCACAAGUUUAGGCCUUUUACAAUUUGCUUUUAUUGUCUUAUUAUAUACAUGUCCUUUAUUUCAGAACAGGGCCACAGCUUUUGUGCAUUUCAUUCAUCCCUUUUGGUUUGCAAAGAUUUUCCUGGACGCCUUAGUGUAACAUUAUGCAGCCAACGGUACUUCUCUGGAGUGUCUCCAGCUCAUUUAACUAAGAACAGGUUAGGCUAGUUUGCCCAAUGUUUUCCUCUGAAGGUUGUUCCAUAGUGUAAAAACUCAAAACUCUAGUAUAGUUGUCUUGUCGCUGUGUGUGUGUGUGUGUGUGUGUGUGUGUGUGUGUGUGUGUGUGUGUGUGUGUGUGUGUGUGUGUGUGUGUGUGUGUGUGUGUGUGUGUGUGUGUGUGUGUGUGUGUGUGUGUGUGUGUGUGUGUGUGUGUGUGUGUGUGUGUGUGCUUUUCAAUCAAGUAAAAUAAACUGUAAAAUGUGAUUUGUUCUGUGAUUUAUUAAACAAGAUGUUUCCACUAUUAUUGAUAAAUAAUAAUGUUUCCACCAUUAUUGAUAAAAUCAUUUAAAUUAGAGCCAUGUGAAGGUGUGGCAUUAGAAGUUGGUUACAAUCUUCUGAGUUAUAGUAAGUCAGAAUGUUAUGUGGUGCAGCCUCUGCUGUAUCUAUUUGUAUUUAAUGUACAUAUUGAAUUAAGUGUCCUUGAUAUAUGUCUUGAGUUAGUGUCUUUCGAAAUGGAGAAUAACCAUUUUUUUUUUUCAAAAUAAGCCAGGCCCUAUUUAUAGACUAGACCCCUAACUAUAUUAUCUGUAUUAAAUAGGUAUGCGUGUCGUGUGUGAGCACUCUGCAAGAGGCUAACAAGUAAAUCAUUCACAAAUUCUAAUGACACAUCCUAACCAAAUCAGGGGCAUAUAUGAAAAGGCUUAUAUAUAAAAA